AUGGAUAGUUUCGAGAAGUCUCUGGAAGAAGUUCUUGAUAGAUACAACGACAUUUUACAGGUAAGUGAAUUCCCUCUAACUCUAGGAAUAUAA
Molecule: messenger RNA, 93 nt
Organism: Encephalitozoon intestinalis ATCC 50506
Lineage: Eukaryota; Fungi; Microsporidia; Unikaryonidae
Exons: 1
Coding region: 1-93 (30 amino acids)
Source: RefSeq, a predicted model, not a curated record